AUGCGUGGGGAUGGUGGGGAUGCAUUUAUGUAUCACUACGGGCGAGGUUGCUCAAGGGAUCGGGGUAAUACUGGUGCCAGUGCUAAUGCUGGCACCAAUCAAGAGGCCAGGGACCGGAAUGUCCUGUUCCACGCUCCUCAAGCGGAGUCUCCGUUGAUGCCACGAUCCAGAGAGUUGGACCGGUUGGCCGGCACGCCUACCGAACAGGAUCAAAUCCCGUUGUUCGAUUGCAGGAAGAUUUGCCAUCCUGAUUCCGGCACGGAAACUAUCCAUGCUGAGGAAAAACUCUUCACUGAUGCGUUCUUCAAGCAUCGGUGGUACAAUGGUAGCCGUGUACAAGACGGCAAAGCCUUGGUGCAGGGAUGGAAUGCCCUCAUCCACAACAUCGAGCGUAUUGGCCGUGAGGCUUGGCUCGCCAAAGCUGAUGCAGCUCGCAUCAGGUUUGAAAGAACGCAACCCAGUCGGGGCGCGAUGCAAGUUGCACCGGCUAUCAAGAGAGGCAGGAAUACCCUGUCUCUUGGGGGGUGA
This is a messenger RNA of Peronospora matthiolae, 528 nucleotides long. NCBI's taxonomy places the organism in Eukaryota, Oomycota, Peronosporomycetes, Peronosporales, Peronosporaceae. The record is from the annotation of a GenBank genome assembly.